AUGGAGGCGAUGGUUGAGGCACAAACGCUUCACCACGACUGGAGAAGCCUCGAGAAGCUUCUCUUCCAGUUCUUGAAAGUCAACGCCAAGACCAGCCAUCGAUACAUCUUCGCCGCUUUUAUAGAUCUUCUCUUGAACUCAACACUGCACACGAAUGAACCCAUCAAUAUCAACAUUGCCAAAGACGAUGUGAACGGAUUCUCGGCCACACGCGCCACCGUCGGAGAAGCAAGUACUUCUUGUUGUAACAGUAUGAGUUGCCAAAGACGAUCUGGCAACAGAGGACGACAUCUAGUGCAUUGCCGCUUAGACAGAACCCUUGCUAAUAGCUCCUGGUACGAUACCUUCCCGCAGAGCCGUUGCCAUUACCUCCGUUUUGAAGGGUCCGAUCAUAGGCCAGUGCACUCUACAUUCAGCUCGGCUCGCAGGAAAAUGGGGAAAAUCUUCCGGUUCGACAGAAGACUCAAAGAUGUGGAGGAGGUUCGGAAGCUCAUUGAAUCUACCUGGAACGCUUCCCCUCAAUGCUCGGUGGCUCAACGCCUUGUCGCCUGUCGUCGAGCAAUCGUUCAAUGGAGCCGUGAACACUACUCCAACAGCCGUAAAACUAUUGAUGAACUUCGACACAAGCUUGAUGCAGCUAUGGCGGACCAGGCAACAGAGGAUGCGAUUGCCAUCAUAACCAAAGCGCUCCUUGAAGCCUACAAAGCCGAGGAGGCCUUUUGGAAACAACGGAGCCGUCUCCUAUGGUUGACUUUGGGGGAUAAGAACACAGGUUUCUUUCAUGCUGUCUCCAAGGGACGUCAAGCACGGAACAGACUCACUAUGAUGGAGAGUGUAACCGGAGAACCGCUAUACGAGGAAGAACACAUUGCGGCAGAGAUAGCUCGAUAUUUCACGGAAAUCUUCACUACUUGUGGCUCAAAUGGGGAAGACACUGUGGAGCGAGCUCUCUCCCGACGUAUCUCCAGCGAAGUAAACAAGGAGUUGACUACUAUCCCAUCGGCUACGGAGAUACGGAAAGCUCUUUUUGCCAUUCACCCGGAUAAAUCUCCCGGGCCCGAUGGUUUCUCAGCUUCCUUUUUCCAAGCGAAUUGGAAUACGGUUGGCCCAGCGAUUGUGGAUGAGGUCCGAGGAUUCUUCAUCACCGGGAUUAUGCCGGAAUCGAUCAACAAGACCCAAGUACGACUUAUUCCGAAAGGCCAACAUGCGCUCAAGGUUGCGGACUACAGGCCCAUUGCUCUUUGUAACGUUUACUACAAGAUCAUCUCGAAGAUUCUUUCACUCCGACUCCGCCCGGUCCUCAGCAGUGUCAUCUCCGAGAACCAAUCUGCGUUCCUCCCCGGGCGAGCCAUUGCGGACAAUGUGCUGAUUACCCAUGAGAUUCUCCACUAUCUCAAGAACUCGGAUGCGAAGAAACACUGCUAUAUGGCGGUUAAGACGGAUAUGAGUAAAGCUUAUGACCGUCUCGAGUGGGAUUUUGUGAGAUUGGUCUUCGAUAAGCUGGGCUUUGAUGCGAUUUGGGUUCACUGGGUCCUGCAGUGUAUUUCCACUGUCACUUACUCCUUCCUGGUUAAUGAUUCUGCGUUAGGACAAGUGAUACCGCAGCGGGGGAUUCGUCAGGGAGACCCCCUUUCACCAUAUAUCUUCAUACUGUGCGGUGAAGUUCUCUCCGGUCUAUGCAGAGCGGGACAGGAUAGUGGAGAGCUCUCGGGAGUAAAGAUCGGCCAGUACUGUCCUAGGGUCAACCAUCUUCUUUUUGCGGACGACACGAUGUUCUUUGCGAAAGCGACUGCGGAAUGUUGCUCCUACCUUACCUCUACUCUCAAGGCGUAUGAGAAGGCAUCGGGCCAGCUUAUAAACGCAACAAAAUCAUCCAUCUUCUUCUCUUCAAAGACACCACAGGAGACUCGCAGAAGGGUCAAAUCCAUCCUUGGUAUUGAAAAAGAAGGUGGUGUCGGAAAGUACCUUGGUCUCCCCGAACUCUUUACUAGGAAAAAGAGUGAUUUGUUCUCCUCCAUAGUUGACAGAAUCAAACUCCGAGCUGCUGCGUGGUCAACCCGUCGCCUCUCAAGUGCUGGAAAGUUGACAAUGCUAAAGUCAGUUCUCUCCGCUGUCCCUACUUACGCUAUGUCGUGCUUCCCACUCCCGAUUGGACUAUGCAACCAAAUUCAGUCGGCCCUUACUCGCUUCUGGUGGGAUAAUGACCCAUCGGCCAGGAAGAUAUGUUGGAUCUCAUACGAAGCGCUAUCACACCACAAGGAUAGCGGUGGUCUUGGUCUCCGAGACAUUCAGGAUUUCAAUGUGGCGAUGUUAGCAAAGAACAGCUGGCGCAUCUUGCAAAACCCGGGCUGCCUCCUAGCUCGUCUACUUUGCGGAAAGUACUGCCACAACGCUAGCCUUCUAACAGUAACAUGUUCCUCGUCGGCCUCCCAUGGUUGGAGAGGCGUUGUUGCAGGGUUCCAGUUACUGAAGCUGCAGCUGGGAAAAGCUAUAGGCAAUGGCCAGACCACAAAGAUCUGGUCAGACUCGUGGAUCUCCCCAACUGCAAAACUCCUUCCUUACGGUCCACCUACAGAAGUGAGCAGAGACUUGGUGGUGGCCGAUCUUCUUACACGGGAAACGGGAGAAUGGAUCACAUCCAUGGUGGAAGCUAUUUUCCCUGAGCUAGCGCAUCUUAUCCUCCUCAUUAAACCAAGUGUGCAACGGUUGGAGGAUGGCUUCGUUUGGCUCAAAACAAAGACCGGUAUCUACAGCGUAAAAUCAGGCUACUACGCUCUGAGAGAGGAAACUGUGGAGCUUCAUAUCUCACCAAACAUUCUCUCCUUUAAGUGGCAGCAGCAUAUUUGGAAAUCACCAUCUCCACCGAAGCUCCAUCUCUUCCUUUGGAAGCUAUGUCGGGGUGCGCUACCGUUGGGAUCAAGCCUCCUUGCUCGUGGGAUUAAUAUCUCUGGGCUCUGUCCUCAUUGCAACGAGCCUGAGACGGCACUGCACUUGUUUUUUCUCUGCCCAUUCGCGGUACAAGUCUGGGAACAAGCGCCAUUCCGUGACAAACCUCUCUUCUCCGAGACGGCAACACUCCAUGAGUGCUUUACCACCAUGUCGACGCUCAUUGCCCUCCCGCCUACUGGAGUAUCAAGCAGCCUCACCUCCUGGAUUUUGUGGGGAAUAUGGACCUCGAGAAACACACUGGUGUUUGAGAACAGAGCCAUCCCUGCAAAAACUGCUUUGGUUAGAGCUAUCACGUCAGCCCGGGAAUGGCUUCUUGCCCAAGCUACUCUCCCUAAGCGCUCUCUGCCGGUUCAAGGAGUGAUUGAUUUACCACCAUUGCAGGCUAACGUGGUGCUGUGUAACACAGACGCGGCGUGGAUUGCUUCGCAACGAGCAGGACUUGGCUGGACCUUCCAUCAUACGCCAACGGGUCUAGCCAUGGAAGGCUCUCGAUCAUAUAACCACGUCUCUUCACCCCUCAUGGCGGAGGCGCUAGCUAUGAGGGAAGCUAUGGCUGAGGCUAAGCGCUGUGAUAUCACCAACGUCUGGUUUCGUACCGACUCUCAAGAGCUUACUAGAGCUAUCAACUCGAAGACACUAUCGGUGGAGCUUUUCGGAGUUCUCAUGGAUAUCGAGUUCCUAUCUUCUUCUUUUGAUUUCUGCUUUGUUUCCUUUAUUUCUCGGGACUCCAAUGUUGCUGCUGACUUGCUUGCAAAGUCCGCUCUUCAUAGCUAUGUUCCCGCUUUGUACUGA
Molecule: messenger RNA, 3741 nt
Organism: Raphanus sativus (radish)
Lineage: Eukaryota; Viridiplantae; Streptophyta; Magnoliopsida; Brassicales; Brassicaceae
Exons: 2
Coding region: 1-3741 (1246 amino acids)
Molecular function (GO): nucleic acid binding; RNA-DNA hybrid ribonuclease activity
Source: RefSeq, a predicted model, not a curated record